Daldinia vernicosa is the source of this 1645-nucleotide messenger RNA. RefSeq names its product SGNH hydrolase-type esterase domain-containing protein. The transcript has 7 exons. NCBI's taxonomy places the organism in Eukaryota, Fungi, Ascomycota, Sordariomycetes, Xylariales, Hypoxylaceae. Bases 1 to 1329 code for a protein of 442 amino acids. The record is from RefSeq and is a predicted model, not a curated record. Gene Ontology annotation, molecular function: carboxylic ester hydrolase activity.
AUGCUACUUGAGAAGCUUUCAUACCUCCUAGGCCUCUUCUGUUCCUUAGCCGCGGGAACAAUCCUCCAGAACGGCCAGGUGAGGAUCACAGAUUAUCCCGAUACCAAAAUUGAUAUCUCCUCGUACGACUUCCAGACUUACGAUGCGAAUGCUACCGAGCUGUCUUACAAGGGGAGAUGGGACUCCAAGAAGGUUUCCUGGUGGUCAGCUCCCGGACUUGUCUUUGGCUUCACGGGAGAUACUGUUGCCAUCACAUUCGGAGAGUUAACUACGGAUACGACACUCAUCGGGUACAGAAUAGGUGGAAUGGAUUGGACCUUCGAAGCUAAGACACCAUCCCUCAACCCCCAGACCAACGUAACCGCAGGCGCCACACACCUCCUAGCCUCGCCCUCCACCCCCGGCAUCAACGAGACCUUCCCCAUCAACCCCCUAUCCUUCGAGCUGCGCGUGACAAACUGGGCCUACGGCGUCCAAAUCGACAAGGUGCACGUAGCACCCGGCGAAUCGCUGAUCAAGAUCCCGCCGCACACUGGGCGCACCGUCGAGUUCAUCGGCGACAGCCUCUCGGCCGGCAUGUACACGAGCUACGAGGGCCUGUCUAGCUUCGCGUACGGCGUCGGCGCCGGCCUCGGCGACGCAGAGUAUUACGUUACCGCGUACCCGGGCAUCUGCGUCGCGGACCAGGACUGCUGGGGAAACCCGCGCGGGCAGGUCCACCAGUGGUUCUACGCGUCGGAUACGAGCUGGCGGGCGGCGCAGAUAUGGGGAGAUGAGCCGGAGCCGUGGGCCUUUGAGAAACAGGAGACGACGCCGGACAUCGUAAUUAUUAACCUCGGCACCAACGACAACAACGCCGCGAACAACGUCAGCACGGAGACGUACGUCGACGCUUACAAGAAGCUAAUACAGGGCGUUCACGGGAAGUACCCCAAAGCACAAGUCAUCGUGAUGCAACUAUGGAUGGGCUUCUACUCCUACGGCAACAGCUACCAGCAAACCCUAGGCUACGAGCAGGAGCUCAAAGAUAUCGUGUCCUACUUCAAUUCCGACGAGUACCUCUCCGCGCCGACGACCUGGGACGGUACGACGAACACGACGACCGUGCUGGACGCGCCGAGCGAGUCUUUCGUGCAUUACUUUAGUACCAAGGGCAUCAUGCAGCACAAUGAUAUCGGACCGCAAUGGCAUCCGACGGACGUCGGUGCUAUAAAGGUGGCCAGUCACUUGACACAGUUCAUCAAGUUGACAUUUGGUUGGGAACUAGUUGCUACUGGUCCCGAGAUAUUCCAUGAGACGCUGUACUGGAACGACCAGCAGAACUACUAGACCAGUAUCUGUUUACUAGAACACAUACCGAUGGUAAUCUAGAUGGGACCUCGAGGCAUAUAUUAGGAAGACAUUGAUCAUAUCUAGUUUCUUCUAACUUGACUGCACAUAUAAAAUAGUCUAGGCCGGUAUCAACGAGAUAGAGCUUUGGAAAACGUUAAGCUUAGCAUUGAUGUGUACUUGCUGUACCCUUUUACUCUAUAUUGACUAUCUAUUCGCCGUAUAAGAACAACUAAGAAAAGAUGGAAUUAUAAAAUAGAAACCUGCCAUUUCUCGCCCGGAAGACGUUGAAAAAUAAUACGUAGACGAUAUAUUA